CGCACGGAGGGAAGCUUCCGGUCUUCUCUCCACGUGCGGUUGUUUAAAAGUGUCUCCGUCAUGGCAGGCUCGGUCUCUCAGCAGCUCGAGGACCUGCUGAAUCCGCUACCGAAAUUUGCGGAUCCGGAGGACGACGACGACGAGGCGACUAAAGCCAGAGUGAUAGAGAGAUUCACCGAGGAAGAGGAGGAGGAGGAGGAAGAUGGAGUCAGAGUGAGCGCGCUGAGGAAGAACAACACAAGUCUGCUGUCAGACACCGACAGACGGUAUGUGGGGAGGAAAGUGUCCCGGAAAGACCUGGAGAUGGACACUGAGGAGGAGGAGGAGGAGGAGGAGGGAGAAGGAAGCAUGGAAGAGCUCGAAGAAGAGGAGGAGGAUUCUUUAGGUGAUGAUGAUGAUGAUGAUGAAGAGGCUGAUGAUGAUGAUGAUGUAGAAGAUGAGGAGGAGGAGGAGUUGGAGGACGAUGAUGCUCAACUUGAGUCCAAGAAAAAAGACACCGACGUGACCUUUCCUCGAGGUGUUGACUUCCACAAACUGACCGAGGGCAUGGACGACCUGGGAGUGAGCGAAGACGACGAAGACGAAAGUGGCGAGGAGACUGAAGGCAGCGAUGAAGAUGAAGAUGACGAUGACGAUGAAAUUGAAGAUGAUGAGGAUGAGGAGGAAACGGUGCGCACGUUCUCUCAAGACAAAAUCGACGAGGAGGUGGAGAAAGGCAAGGCCGUGAAGAACCAGCUCGCCCUUUGGGACCAGCUCCUCGAAGGUCGGAUCAAACUCCACAAAGCUCUGCUGACCGCCAACCAGCUCCCGCAGCCGCAAACCCUCCCGGAGUUCAAGAGGAGGGGCGGCGCGGAGCUCGGCGAGAAGCUGAAGAACGCCCACAAAGCUCUGAAAGCUCUGCAGCGGUCCCUGCUGGAGCUGCACGACCAGCUGCUGCACCAGAACGCCGACACCAGGAGCGUCGCUCAGGGAGCUCACGGCGAAGACGAAGAGAUCGACAGCGACGAAGAGGCGCCUGAGCGGUCGGCGCCCAAACGGAAACUAGAGAUGGCAGAGUAUCCGGACUUCAUGGCCAAACGUUUUGCCGCUUUCCAACCUUACCGGAACGCCACGUUGCAGAAGUGGCACGACAAAACCAGGCUGACGAUGGGCAAAAGCAGCAAAGGUUUCGGGGCGUUCGAGAGGAACAUCCUGACUCAGGUGGAGCAGGUGCUGCUGGACAAUGAGCGCCUUGUACGGCGAACCCAAACACGCCGCUCCGAGUACAAAAUCCUCGGGAAGGAAGAAAUCUCGGAGAUCGUCCCCGCAGAAGGAGAAGAACCGCAGCUGAAAUCAAACGCGCACCUGAAGGAUCUGGACGAGGAUAUUUUCGACGACGACGACUUCUACCACCAGCUGCUCCGAGAGCUCAUCGAGCGCAAGACGAGCGCGGCGGACCCCAACGACCAGGUGGCCAUGGGGAGGCAGUGGCUCGCCAUCCAGAAGCUGCGCAGCAAGAUCAAGAAGAAGGUCGACACCAAAGCCAGCAAGGGGCGCAAAGUCCGCUUCCACGUCCACAGCAAGCUGGUGAAUUUCAUGGCGCCGAUCGACCACAGCUCGGUGAGCGACGAGGCGCGCAGCGAGCUCUACCGAGGACUCUUCGGACAGAACGCUGCAGUCAGGGAGUGACGGGGACGAGGUACUCACGCCGAAGUAGAAACUCUUCUGCAGAGCAGCAGUUUGUUCACUGUAAAAUCUGACCAGCUGAUUUAACCCUUUGAGUUAGUCGGCUCGAUUUCUUCCAAAAACACGGUGAGAAGGCAAUGAGCAACGACAGACGACACGAGCCAAAAACCAGCAGAAAUUAGUUAAAAAAGUAGAAAAUAAACUUUAAAAAAAACAACAAAAAAACAUACUAAACUAACAAGGCAAACACGAUUUUGGAAAAGUGAAUAUUUCUAAGACAAAUAUUUAAAUAUGUAAUUAUGGUAAUUGGAAAUAUAGUCUUUCCCUAGCUUUUUGUUAUUUUUCCAUC
Plectropomus leopardus (leopard coralgrouper) is the source of this 2014-nucleotide messenger RNA. NCBI's taxonomy places the organism in Eukaryota, Metazoa, Chordata, Actinopteri, Perciformes, Serranidae. The record is from RefSeq and is a predicted model, not a curated record.